GUUGUGUUUCCUGCUUACGCCAUUCAAAAGUUGCCAAAUUUUAUUCUUCUUCCACAGUCGGUGAAUCUUAAACAUGUCAAUCUUUGGAACCAGAGCGAUCACCACCACCACCACCAACAUCAUGGGUUCCCCUUCCUUCCGUGAGUUCAAGAAGCAAGCUUCUUUCUUUCUCAAAGAGAAGAUCAAAACGGCACGGUUGGCUUUGACUGAUGUUACUCCUGCACAACUUUUGACAGAAGAAGCCACAAAUGAGAAUCCAUGGUCUCCUGACACACGAACUAUGGGUUUGAUAUCGAGGGCUGCUUUCGAAAUCGAUGAUUAUUGGAGAAUUGUGGAUAUUCUGCACAACAGGUUGUCUAGAUUUGACAGAAAUAAUUGGAGAAUCGCUCACAAAGCUUUGAUCUUACUGGAACACCUUCUGACCCACGGACCGGAAAGUGUUGCAGAGGAGUUUGAGACUGACAAGGAUAUUAUUCGGGAGAUGGAGAGCUUCCAAUACAUAGACGAGAGAGGAUUCAACUGGGGCCUCACUGUCAGGAACAAAUCCGAGAGGGUAUUAAGGCUUCUGGAAAAGGGUUCACUUCUGAAAGAAGAGAGGAACCGAGCUCGCAAGCUAACUCGUGGAAUUGAAGGGUUUGGAAGCUUCAGCCAUCGCUCUUCCUCAACUGAAGCAACAACCUUCAGAGACUCAUCCUUGAAAACGUAUGAGAGGAGUUAUUCACAGUUUAACGAUCAUGGGGACAAUAAUCGAUUCUCCUUGGAUUGGUCUGAAGAAGUUCAGAGUGAGAUGAUAAAGAAGCAGCUUGACACUAGCAUCGAUCUUGAAGAAAAUAAGGAUCCAACAGAGGAAGUUACUCCAGAACUUGAAAGAUGGGACUGCAAACGGGAGUCAAUACCUCUUUUGGAUGAUCAGAAAGAUGAGAUCAAGGUGGGAUUUUCCAUUGAAGAAGAUCAUCCAUUCAUCAAUUCUAAACUACAAACUUCCAGAAACAAAAUCUUGCUGGGAAGUUGAGCUUUACUAGCUAGAGCGUCUGAAACUAGUCCAAGUGGGAUAGACACCUUGUCUGCGGGUUACACUUUACAGUAGAUUCAUGGGUUUAAAUCUAUGAGUUUCUUUAUGUUGUGUGUUUAUGAGAAAGAAGAGAUGAUGUAUGUAUUAAAGUUGUACAUUUGAUUACGAGAAGUGGACGAGCAGGAAUUCUGUUUUGUGUGC
Messenger RNA from Telopea speciosissima, 1213 nucleotides. RefSeq names its product clathrin interactor 1-like. The record is from RefSeq and is a predicted model, not a curated record. Bases 74 to 1012 code for a protein of 312 amino acids. Gene Ontology annotation, molecular function: clathrin binding; phospholipid binding. Gene Ontology annotation, cellular component: plasma membrane; clathrin vesicle coat; endosome. Lineage: Eukaryota; Viridiplantae; Streptophyta; Magnoliopsida; Proteales; Proteaceae. Gene Ontology annotation, biological process: endocytosis. The transcript has 4 exons.